Messenger RNA from Clonostachys solani, 4995 nucleotides. The record is from the annotation of a GenBank genome assembly. Lineage: Eukaryota; Fungi; Ascomycota; Sordariomycetes; Hypocreales; Bionectriaceae.
AUGUCGUUCCGGCCUAACCUUCGUCAUUCGCAUACCGUUGAUGUCACCUUCGACAACCCCAACAGCGCAAUCGCCCGCCAGGCCUCAACUACUUCUUCAUCAGCCUCUUCCGGUUACUCCAACGCAUCCGACCACAGCAGCAGCACCUCAUAUACUUCAGCCUCGAGCGGGUACGGUUCUUACGGUCAUAAGCGCGGACGGAGCGAUGUGCUAGCACGCGCUCGCACCUUCGAAGUCGGAGAGAUGAAUACCAAAAAGACCGACCCGACCAAUCUAUACAGCUCUGCUCGCCAGUCGCUCCGUCCCCUGCCCCAAGCGCCAGCCGCGGCUCCGGCAUCGUCACCGUCUGCCCCAAGCACGCCACCGCAUAAGCAGCAGCGCCAUGAUCGUGGGAAAAGCGUCGAUAUUGGCAAGCUGGCCAUGUCACACAGUGAUGGGCCUUCGUCGCCAAAUUCGCCCUCUCGACACGGCAAUGUGCGACCAAAUUCUAUGCUGCUGUCCCGCUCCGACUCAAUGAGCGUCAGGGCCGGCGCUGGGACUCAAUCGAGCCAUCAUCAUAGCCUUAGCACCACACAUAUCGGCCGUCCAGACCUCGAAAAACUCGGCCGUUCAACGACUAGCCAACUGAGAACACUCUCCCGCCUUACUGAGUCCGAAGCCGUUGAUGGCUUCAACGUUACCUCGCCGGCGCAAGAAGUCGUUGGUCUCCGCGGUCGACGACGUUUGCAGCGGGCAGACAAGCCAAAUGGCGCCCGCGGCCCAAAGCAAGGCAAUUAUGGCUGGGAAAGCAGCAAAUGGAUAGACAAGCAACGUCAGUUUCUUCAAGCCUACGAAUAUCUUUGCCAUAUCGGUGAGGCCAAAGAAUGGAUCGAGGACGUCACACACAAGACGCUUCCGCCCAUUGUUGAACUCGAGGAGGCUCUACGAGACGGCGUCACCCUCGCACAGGUUGUUGAAGCCCUCAACCCCAACAAACAUUUCCGGAUAUUCCAUCACCCGCGCCUUCAGUACCGACACUCCGACAACAUUGCGAUUUUCUUCCGAUACCUAGAUGAAGUAGAGCUCCCCGACCUCUUCCGGUUCGAGCUCAUCGAUCUUUAUGAGAAAAAGAAUAUCCCCAAAGUAAUUUAUUGUAUCCAUGCACUGAGUUGGCUGCUAUUUCGACUUGGUAUUGUAGAUUUCCGUAUAGGAAACCUGGUUGGGCAGCUGGAAUUCGAACACCAUGAGCUGGAGGAAAUGCAGAAAGGCCUUGAUAAGCUGGGCAUUAACAUGCCGACCUUCGGCGAUAUGGGUGCAGAUUUUGGCGUGCCAGAGCCAGAACCUGAGCCGCAAGAGACGGAAGAGGAAAGAAUUGACCGAGAGCUGGCCGAAAAUGAGGCCUCUAUAGCUGAUUUCCAAGCGCAAGUCCGAGGAGCAAUGAUGCGACUGAAACUCGGCGAGACUAUGCAGCAGCUCUGGGAUCAGGAAGAGUUUCUGAUUGACCUCCAAUCGCGCAUUCGAGGUGACUUUACUCGCCAGAUCAUGGGUUACCGACUUCAGAUGAGGCGAUUUGCCACCCAACUGCAGAGUGCUUCCCGCGGAUUUCUGUUGAGACGGAGGCUGGAGAAGACUGAUCAGUUCUGGAAGGCUGUCGAGCCAGCUAUCCUGGAGCUCCAAAGCAUGGUCAGGGCGAAGAAAGCCCGCCACGAGGCACGGGAGGCACGAUCUACUCUGGCCACCUGCGGAGGGCCAAUAAGAGAGAUCCAGGCAGUCUCCAGGGGGUUCUUGUUCCGCAAAAAGCUCGUCGCUCAACAUAAAGAAACUAAAAAGAGCUCUGGUGAGGUACAAAGACUGCAGGCAGCCGUUAGGGGAAUGCUUGUUCGAGAAAGCCUCAACCAAGAUCGUCAACUGCUGCAUGCUGAAUCGCCUUCGAUUGUUAGCCUCCAAGCUGCACUCCGGGCACAGCAGCUGAGACAGCGAAUUGAGAUCCAAAAGGAGCAUCUCCAGGCUGCAGCCCCCAUGUUCACCAAGAUCCAGGCCUUUGCACGCGGCCUUGCGUCUCGGGCUGAGACAAAGGCUUUGCGUCAAGAGUUGAAGAAGCAUCAGGCCGAGGUCACCCGACUUCAGGCCAUCGUCAGAGCCGGGGUUGUACGGAAAAACGUGAAUGCAGAUCUUGAUGCUUUGGAGCAGAACUCGGAAGAAAUUGUUUCGCUCCAGUCCAUGAUCCGGGGUCUGUUCGUUCGGGAACAGAUUCUUGCAGACAGAGCCGAGCUGGAUAGCCACGUCUCUAAGACGGUCGAGUUACAAGCCGGUAUUCGUGGCUUCUUGUACAGACGUCAGCAUUCCGCCUUGCUUGAGGAACUGGAUUCUCACUAUGAUAAGAUCGCAGCAUUCCAGGCCAUCCUGAGAGGUAUCAUGGAACGGGGAAGAGUCGGAGAUUUGGUUGCAGAGUUAGAGGAAGAGGAGGAAUCAAUCGUUGCGGCCCAGUCUGCCAUCAAGGGCUUCCUCGUUCGAGCCCGGUUUGAAGAAAAGCGACGAUUCUUCAACGAGAACAUGCAAAAGGUGGUCAAGAUUCAGAGUUUUAUCCGUGCCAAGGUCCAGGGAGAGGCAUACAAGAGUCUUACCACAGGGAAGAACCCCCCAGUCGGCGCUGUCAAGAACUUUGUUCACCUUUUAAACGAUAGCGAUUUCGAUUUCAACGAAGAGGUCGAAUUUGAGCGCAUGCGCAAGACGGUCGUUCAGCAAGUUCGCCAGAACGAAAUGCUGGAGCAAUACAUCGACCAACUUGAUAUUAAGAUCGCGCUACUGGUCAAGAACAAGAUCACUCUUGACGAAGUAGUACGGCACCAACAUAACUUCGGAGGCCACACCGUGGGUCUGCUGGCCAACUCAUCCAUGUCCUCUGGCAACCAGUUUGAUCUGAAGGCGCUCAAUAAGGGUUCAAGAAAGAAGCUUGAGUCGUACCAGCAGUUGUUCUUCAAUCUCCAAACACAGCCACAAUACCUCGCUCGUCUCUUCCGUCAUAUUCGCGAGCAGGGAACGUCCGAGAAGGAGAGCAAGAGGAUAGAGCUGCUCAUCAUGAGUCUUUUCGGAUACGCCCAAAAGCGCCGAGAAGAAUAUUAUCUCUUGAAAUUGGUUUCUAGGUCAAUCAAAGAAGAUAUCGAGGGGUGUAAGACAUUCCAAGAAUAUCUUCGUGGAAACUUUUUCUGGACAAAGCUGCUCGGCAACUACACCCGAUCCCCUCGUGACCGCAAGUAUUUGAGGGAUCUCUUGGGACCUUUGAUUCGGGACAAUAUUGUGGAUGAUCCUGCUCUGGACCUUGAGAGCGACCCGAUGCAGAUUUACCGAUCUGCGAUCAACAACGAAGAGCUUCGAACUGGUAUGCCGGAUCCUCGUCCACUCGAAGUUCCUCGGGAAGUGGCCAUCAGGGACCCAGAGACGCGAAGACUUUUCAUCGAUCAUCUUCGUGACCUGCGAGAGAUUUGCGACCAGUUCUUCUUGGCAUUGGAGGAUCUCUUGCACAAGAUGCCAUAUGGCCUGCGCUUCCUUGGAAGCCAGAUGUUCCAGUCAUUGAGACAACAUUUCAAGAAGGAGUCCCCCGAAGUGAUACUCCAGCUUGUCGCCAACUGGGUGUGGAAAUCCUAUCUCCAGCCUGCUCUAAUAUAUCCCGAAAACGUGGGUGUAAUUGAAAAGGGGCUGAGCCCUCUUCAGAAGAGAAACUUGAGCGAAGUAGGCAAGGUGGUCGGGCAGAUUGCAUCUGGCCGAGUUUUCGGAGGCGAGAACAUCUAUCUCCAGCCCCUCAACGCUUUCGUUUCGGAGUCUAUUGAGAGGCUGGCUCAGAUCGCGGCAGAGUUGAUUUCCGUCCAGGAUGCUGAGAGCACUUUCGAUAUUGACGAGUUCAACGACCUCUACGCCAAAAACAAGCCUACCUUGUAUAUCAAGAUGACGGAUGUUUUUGCCAUCCACAACCUGGUCGCUGCCGAGCUCAACUACAUGUGCCCAAGCCGUGACGACGUUCUGCGCGAGAUCAUGCACGAUUUGGGCAAUGCUAAGAACAACGAGAGCGAGAUGAAUGCGGUUGGCUCCUCCGAGAUCCACAUGUUCCUGACGCCAAAGCUUCACGACGUUCAUGAUCCCGAGGCCGAGGUGAAGGCGCUGUUUAUGGAGACGAAACGUUGUGUCUUGUAUAUUAUACGAGUACAAACGGGUGCGAACCUCCUGGAGAUUCUGGUGAAGCCGAUCACGGAGGAGGACGAAAUCAAGUGGCACCAGAUCCUCCGAGACGAUUUCAAGAGCGAUAACAAAACUCGUGGUGCGUACUCGGAUGCCAACAUGGUGGACGUUACGCGAAUGUCGUACCAUGAGCUCAAGCGCACAGCGCUGGAGAAUGUGAUGCGCCUGGAGAAGUGGGGACGCAUCUCGAAGCACAACUACUACCAGGAUGUGCUCAAUGCGAUUGCUGUCGAUAUCCGCAGCAAGAGCCGAAGGAGAGUACAGAGACAGCGAGAGUUGGAUGGUGUUCGGAUGACCCUCUCCAACUUGCACGACAAGGCCAAGUACCUGGAGCAGCAGAGGAAGAGCUACGACGACUACAUUGAACAGGCGAUGGCGACACUCCAGAACAAGAAGGGCAAGAAGAGAUUCCUCCUGCCGUUCACAAAGCAGUACAACCACCAGCGCGAGCUCGAGCGCAGCGGACGGGUGCCCAAGUUCGGUAGCUACAAGUAUAGCGCCCGAGCUCUCCUGGAGAAGGGCGUCCUCGUUUCAUGGAGCGGCAUGGCCGACUGGGAAAAGAUCAACCUGACAAUCUCGUGCGACGAGGUGGGUGUUUUCGCCAUUGAGGGAUCAAAGGGCCACAUCCAGAUCCCAGGAGCCAGUGCGCUUGUGCCGAUCGAGGAUUUGCUACAAGCCCAAUUCGAAGCUCACCAGUUUAUGAACUUAUUCGAGGGCAACCUUCGACUCAACGUCAACUUGCUGCUGCACCUGCUGUACAAGAAGUUCUACCGAACACAAUAA